AUGCCUGAGAGGGGUCGUAAGUUAUUAAUGGCUUUGUCGUCCCAGAGGAAACAAUCGUUUGGCGGUCAGCAGUUGUGUCGGUCAGGCACGGUCACCAGAACGAUGGCCUCGCAGGAGCAGGUCUGGCCAGUCCCAAUGAAGGCAAUUGGAGCACAAAACCUUUUGACAAUGCCUGGAGGAGUGACCAAAUCAGGCUAUCUUCAUAAAAAAGGAGGCACCCAGCUGCAGAUCUUGAAGUGGCCCUUGAGAUUUGUGAUUAUCCACGAGGGAUGUAUUUACUAUUUUAAGAGUAGCACAUCUGCAUCUCCACAGGGUGCAUUUUCUUUGAAUGGUUACAACAGGGUUAUGCGGGCAGUUGAGGAGACGACAUCAAGCAACGUGUUUCCUUUCAAGUUAGUUCACAUUAGCAAGAAGCACAGAACGUGGUUUUUUUCAGCGUCUUCUGAAGAUGAAAGAAAGAACUGGAUGCUGUCUUUGAGGAGGGAAAUUGAUCACUACCAUGAGAAGAAAGAAACAAUAGCAGAAUUCAGUGACUCUGGUUCUGAUGCAGACAGUUUCUACGGCUCAGUAGAACGUCCCAUCGAUAUCAAGUAUUCUCAUCACUCAGCAGAUAAUAAUGAAGAUUACGACCAGGAGGAGGAGGAGGAGUCUUACCUGCAGCCAGACACUUCUGACCUAGUGAAAGAUGAUAUGGUCCUGCCCCCAGCCUACCCACCUCCACCAGUUCCCCAUGUCAGAAAAGCUGCCUACUCAGAAUCAAGGACAAACUCCUUCGCUGGCAAACCUGCUGUGCCAGGACCACCACCACCUCCUAAAAGAAGCUUACCUGAUAUCAAACUAGAGGAUCUGUUAAGCUCGAGAGAACCCCAGUUACAGUGCCGAGCUGAACCUAAUCUAAAGAUUCAUCCCUCAAGCCGGAGACUGAGCGACCAGCUGCCCCCCGUACCCCCCCUGCCGCUUUUCAAAAAGCCAGUGUGUGUCAAAGAAUCUUGCUCAUUGCCUCCAGAGCCUCUGCCUCUAGCUCAAGUUCUCACUACUCCAGACGGAUGCGAGAAGCUGAAAACCUUAAACCUUUCACCGCGAACUCCUCCUCCACUACCAGGCAAUAAACCCAAGCUGUCACAGUUUACUGAGCCCAAAGAACAUGGCAAACCUGGACUGUUUGUGCCACCAGUGCUCCCAAAGCCACCUGUGCCAAGCCACCAGCACCCUGGAAUCAAGCCUAGGUCAGAGAAGCCUUCAUGUUCCCUGUUACAGAGAUCACCACCAGAUGGACAGAGUUUUAGAAGCUUCUCCCUUGAAAAACCAGCACUACCCUCCAAGCCAAAACAACCUGAUGAUGAUUCUGAUGAUGACUAUGAAAAAGUUGGGCUGCCGGCAUCGAUAUUUCUUAAUACCUCUGAAUCCUUCGAAGUUGAAAGGACCUUUAAAGCUAGUAGCCCACGGCAGCAACCACAAAAUGGAUUGUACUGUAUUAGGAACUCGUCUACUAAGCCUGGAAAGGUCUUGGUUGUGUGGGAUGAAUCUGCAGAAAAAGUGAGAAACUACAGAAUCUUUGAAAAGGAUUGCAGGUUUUACCUGGAUUCAGACAUCAUGUUUUUGAACAUGGGGAGCUUGGUGGAAUACUAUAGCACUCAUGUCCUACCCAGCCAUGACAGCCUCAUUCUUCAGUGUCCUUACGGUUACUCGAAGCCCAGGUGA
Eurypyga helias (sunbittern) is the source of this 1701-nucleotide messenger RNA. It is a transcript of the gene SH3BP2, whose product is annotated as SH3-domain binding protein 2. Gene Ontology annotation, biological process: signal transduction. Gene Ontology annotation, molecular function: SH3 domain binding. Lineage: Eukaryota; Metazoa; Chordata; Aves; Eurypygiformes; Eurypygidae. The coding region runs from base 1 to 1701 and encodes 566 amino acids. The transcript has 13 exons. The record is from RefSeq and is a predicted model, not a curated record.